CUAAAAAGUUUCACCUAUGAAAAGAAAAAUGGACCACUCAGGAAAUGUUUCUUUCAUUGUUGAAUAAUGGAAUCAGAGAGCCAUCCAAUUUAAUUUACAGUAGAUCUAUUUAAACAGCAGCAGCACAAUACAGUUAGAUCGAGUUCUGUGUACAAAGAAAAUGGAGAAAGCAAAACAAAGAGCAAAUGGAACCCAUAUACUUGUGCUUCCUAUUCCUGCCCAAGGCCACAUAAACCCAAUGCUCCAAUUCUCAAAACGCUUAGCAUCCAAAGGUUUAAGGGUGACACUAGUCACCAUCUCCUCUAAGACUCAUGAGCCCAUAGAAACCCAGUUGAGUAUGGUAAAUAUUGAGCCAAUUUAUGCCACAUAUGAAGGAGCAGACGAGACUGAUUUAGAGAGCGCGAUCCAGUGGCUCCAAACCAUCUUGUCACAAAACUUACCAGAUGUGAUUUCAAAGCAAGAGAGGAAUGGUUACCCAAUUUGCUGCCUAGUCUAUGACGCAAUCAUGACAUGGGCUCUAGACAUAGCCAAAGGGCUAGGCAUUGCUGGGGCUUCAUUUUUCACUCAGGCUUGUGCUGUUGGAACUGUGUACUAUAAUGUGCAGCAAAAGUUGCUUAGGGUUCCUCUAGAAGAAGAUCGAGUUUUGCUACCUGGGUUGCCUCUGCUUGAGCCUCAUGAUCUGCCCUCUUUCAUCAAUCAUCCAGGGUCCUACCCAUCCUUGUCUAAGAUGGUAGUUGGCAGCUUUUCAAAUAUCACUGAUGCUGAUUGGAUCUUCUGCAACACUUUUGAUUGCUUGGAACCAGAGGUGGUGAGCUGGAUGAGAACAAAAUGGCCAAUCAGGACAAUAGGGCCAACCCUUCCAUCAAUGUACCUAGAAAAAAGGUUGGAAGAUGACAGGGACUAUGGCAUCAACCUUUUCAAACCCAACAAUGACACUUGCAUCAAGUGGCUAGAUUCGAAGAAAGCAUGUACAGUUGUGUAUGUAUCAUUUGGAAGCGUUGCUAAUCUAGGAGAAAAGCAGAUGGAGGAGCUAGCACUGGGCCUAAAAAGGAGCAAAACCAGCUUCCUGUGGGUAGUAAGAGAAUCAGAAAUUCAAAAGCUUCCAAGCAAUUUUGAGGAGCAAACAUCAGAGAAGGGUUUGGUUGUGAAUUGGUGCCCUCAAUUGCAAGUUUUGGCUCACAGGGCCAUUGGUUGUUUCAUGACACAUUGUGGGUGGAACUCUACACUUGAGGCAUUGAGCUUAGGGGUGCCAAUGGUGGCAAUGCCACAGUGGACUGACCAAUUGACAAAUGCCAAGUUUGUGGAAGAUGAAUGGAAAGUUGGAGUGAGGGUCAAGGUUGAUCAGGGAAUUGUCACUAAAGAAGAAAUUGAAAGAUGCAUAGCACAAGUCAUGGAAGGAGAGAGGGGGAAUGAGAUUAAAAGGAAUUCAAUGAGAUGGAGAGAAUUGGCUAAGGAGGCUGUAGAUGAAGGUGGAAGCUCUGAUAAGAAUAUUGAGGAAUUUGUAGCAGCUCUCUUAUGCAAAUAGAAAUAGAUUUGUUAGAAAUAGAUUUGUAUGAGUAAUUAAUGUUUAUGUUUGUCAAACUAACUACACAUUUAAA
Prunus avium (sweet cherry) is the source of this 1598-nucleotide messenger RNA. Its product is annotated as mogroside I-E synthase-like. Gene Ontology annotation, molecular function: quercetin 3-O-glucosyltransferase activity; quercetin 7-O-glucosyltransferase activity. The record is from RefSeq and is a predicted model, not a curated record. NCBI's taxonomy places the organism in Eukaryota, Viridiplantae, Streptophyta, Magnoliopsida, Rosales, Rosaceae.